AUGGGAAUAUGGCAGAAUGCCUCAUCUAUAGAUGGGUUCAUCCUCUUAGGUAUCUUCUCCCAGAGCCAGACUGACCUGGUCCUCUUCUCUGCAGUUAUGGUGGUCUUCACAGUGGCACUCUGUGGGAAUGUGCUCCUCAUCCUCCUCAUCUACACUGACUCCCGACUUCACACUCCCAUGUACUUCUUCCUCAGUCAGCUCUCUCUCAUGGACCUCAUGUUGGUCUGUAACAUUGUGCCAAAAAUGGCAGCCAACUUCCUGUCUGGCAGGAAGUCCAUCUCCUUUGCAGGUUGUGGUGUACAAAUUGGAUUUUUUGUCUCUCUUGUGGGAUCUGAGGGACUCUUGUUGGGACUCAUGGCUUAUGAUCGCUAUGUGGCCAUUAGCCACCCACUUCACUAUCCCAUUCUUAUGAGUCAAAGGGUCUGUCUCCAGAUUGCUGGGAGCUCCUGGGCUUUUGGGAUCCUUGAUGGAAUAAUUCAGAUGGUGGCAGCCAUGAGCCUGCCCUACUGUGGUUCAAGGUAUGUAGAUCACUUUUUCUGUGAGGUGCCAGCUUUACUGAAGCUGGCCUGUGCAGACACAUCGCUUUUCAACACCUUGCUCUUUGCUUGCUGUGUCUUCAUGCUGCUCCUCCCCUUCUCCAUCAUUGUGGCUUCCUAUGCUCGCAUCUUGGGGGCCGUGCUCCGUAUGCACUCUGCUCAAUCCCGGAAAAAGGCCCUGGCCACCUGUUCCUCCCACCUGACCGCUGUGUCUCUCUUCUACGGGGCAGCCAUGUUCAUCUACCUGAGGCCAAGGCGAUAUCGGGCUCCCAGCCAUGACAAAAUCGUCUCUAUCUUCUAUACAGUUCUUACUCCUAUGCUCAACCCUCUCAUUUAUAGCUUGAGAAACAGGGAGGUGAUGGGGGCACUGCAGAAAGGGUUGGACCGCUGUAGGAUUGGCAGCCAGCACUGA
Messenger RNA from Peromyscus eremicus (cactus mouse), 948 nucleotides. Its product is annotated as olfactory receptor 2V1. Gene Ontology annotation, cellular component: membrane. Gene Ontology annotation, molecular function: olfactory receptor activity; G protein-coupled receptor activity. The record is from RefSeq and is a predicted model, not a curated record. Bases 1 to 948 code for a protein of 315 amino acids. The transcript has a single exon. NCBI's taxonomy places the organism in Eukaryota, Metazoa, Chordata, Mammalia, Rodentia, Cricetidae. Gene Ontology annotation, biological process: G protein-coupled receptor signaling pathway.